AUGGGGUAUAAAAGAUUUUCACAGGGCCCGGAAGGCGGGCGGCUCCGGGAUGGGGCUCCAGGCCGGGAGCGGCGGGGGCGCGGGAGCCGGCUGACCGCCGCCCCUCGCCCGCAGUACAUCGCGGUGCACGUGGCCCCAGACCAGCUCGUGACCUUCGGGGGCUCCAGCGAGCCCUGCGCGCUCUGCAGCCUGCACAGCAUCGGCAAGAUCGGCGGCGCGCAGAACCGCUCCUACAGCAAGCUGCUGUGCGGCCUGCUGACCGAGCGCCUGCGCAUUAGCCCGGACAGGGUCUACAUCAACUUCUGCGACAUGAACGCGGCCAACGUGGGCUGGAACGGCUCCACCUUCGCCUGAGGGCCGCGCCACGGGUUCCCCCUGCCCGCCGCCCUGGCGCGCACGGGUUUCCCGCCCGCCGCGUCCCCCUCCCCCGACCCUACCUCCCUGGAAGGAGAAAUAA
Molecule: messenger RNA, 457 nt
Organism: Dama dama (fallow deer)
Lineage: Eukaryota; Metazoa; Chordata; Mammalia; Artiodactyla; Cervidae
Product: macrophage migration inhibitory factor-like
Exons: 1
Coding region: 1-354 (117 amino acids)
Molecular function (GO): cytokine activity; phenylpyruvate tautomerase activity
Source: RefSeq, a predicted model, not a curated record